AUGGAUCACAGCAAGACAAACUCUAGGCGGGCUCAGCUGGGGAUUGGAGAAGUUCACAUGGCUCUUAGAAACUUUGAGAAGGGAGUUCAUUUGGACCCGUCUGACCAGGAGAUGUGGUCAGACGACCUACACUGGGCAUGGGGUCUAGCCAAGGAGAAGGAGAAGAGAGAGAAAGAGGUGGGAAAUAAGGACGAUGAGAACUAGAGAUGCAAGAAUGGGGUUACGUGGUUGGAAGAAUGGAGGCUAAAACUUGGUUGGUGAAAGAGCAAGAUUCAGCAAACUGUGGAGGCACACACCGGUAUUUAGGAACAGAUUGUUACAUACGAAUAGAGAGAGAGAAGACGGAGUGUAUUGACUGUGGAAAUGUAGAUAGAAUGUUAUUAUGUAGCUACUCAUAGUAGACUCCCCAGACUGUAGCCACUGCGAAUAUGUUCUUGUUCUUGAAGCUGCCCUCCGCGAACGAGUCCCACUUAGCGUCCCAGCAGCAGCGACUCCCUAUCCGCAUCCCCUGCUCUUUCAGCUGCCCGAUGGUCACCGAGCACACGAUCUUGUAGCGCUCGUAGUUGAGCUCCUUUACGCGACCUUUGAUAAUCUCCGCCAGGGAUUUGACUAGUUGGCGAUCUGCAUUGUGGUCGUACGUCUCGUUCUCUUUCAGCUGCGACGCCAGAACGUCCUCAAUGAUCGCUUUCACUUUCCCUGGCUCGAAUUUCCUCGCCGGCUCCAGCCGGUACGUGUUCUCGUACUUGGGUCGCGGCUUGCGGCGAAACCCGGGGUCUCCGGGCUCCUGCGAGAAGGCCAACACGCUCCGACUCGCCGAGUCUCGUUUGGCUGUCGAGAAGAGACUGGAGUUGCGCGCCAAGUCGGACAGCUGCGCAGCGAUGGAACCUCGCUUUUCGGCCAUUUUGCUCGCUCCUGUUGUUAGGACACGCCCAUACACGUGAGGUUUCCAUGGUAAUUCAUGGGCAUGCGCAUUGCAAAUUAACAAAAGAAAGGCGGGGCUGAGCUAGCUGUUAGCUAGCUAGGUACGUAGGUACGUAGGUACGUGUGUACGGGAGCGUGUUGGUGAAGAUGUCUGAGCGUAUAACAGCCAUCGUUAGGGUCAGGCAGAGCGAGAAGGAAGUGUUCAAGUCGUCUGAUAAGGAGCUACAACUCUCUCUUGUGUCUGACGGCAAGGGCGUAUCACUGGGACCAGCCCCUCCCACUUCUCCUGCACCACAAUCGUCCUUCACUUUCGACUCGGUGUUUGCUGCCAGCGAGGAGGACAGGACAGUGUACAGGAGCGGCGUCAAGAAGGUCGUAGAGAGCACGCUACUGGGCUACAACGGCACUCUAGUCUCGCUAGAGGUCGGCGGUGGAAGCGCGGAAAAGGCUCGUGGGGCUCUGCAGGAUGCCGUCGUCCGCGGCGCGGAGCAGAUCUUUGCGUGCCUGCGAAAGUCGCGGAGCUCUCGCUCGGCGGCAAAUCUCGUCGUAAACUGCUCGUUCAUAGCCGUGGCCGAAGAAAGAGUAUACGAUCUCCUGGAGAGCUCCGAAACAAACGGAGGGAAAAUUUCUGAAGCGUCCGGAUUUGCUGAGCUAUCGUUCACCGAAGACAGUCUCCAAUCGUCGGUCCACGAGGCAGUUUCCACGUCUCAGGUUGUUGAUUUGCUGCACCUCGGUCAGGAACGAGAGCGGAGGCUCGUGGAAUGGCUUGGGAGCCGCCGGGGCUCGAGCCGGGCUCGCCACCAUCACACUCUCCUCACUCUCACGGUGGAAUACUCGCAGUUCGGGAGCAUGAACGCCCCGAUCAGCGGGGCCUUGACCUUCGUGCGCCUCUCCUCGGCUCUCCCCCAGUCUCUGCAGUGCACACCAGCAGACGGCGAUACAGACAAGAAAGUCGUCUCGCUCUCCACACUUUCCGAAAUCGUGGAAUCUCUCCAACCAAACGCCACGGGAGGUCUCCCUGAGCCAGUCAGCGAUAACAUUUACUCCAAGUCGGUGCUCACUAGACUCCUGCGAGAUGCGGUCGGUGGAAACUGUAAGACGGUCUUCAUGUGCGAGCUGUGGAAGCCUCUCUCUGUUUCCUCGCGGGAUGAAGUCACCACAGCAUUACAGCUAGUAUCCAGAGCUGGGAAAGUUUGUAACAGACCGAACAAGCGUGACCUGGCGGAGCGGGCUCUCAUGUCGGCAUACAUGAAGCAACUGAGACAGCAGUACCAGAGUACCAGUGACUCUGGGGAGAAAGAAGAGGAUACGGCUAAUGAUGAUGAAAGGCAUCGAGCCAUGGAGCUGGCAGCUUCAGCUCUGGCCCAGGCUGUGGAGACAGGUGAGGAGGAGGAAGAAGAAGAAGAGGAAGAAGAGCAAGAGGCGGAAAAGAUACUUGUGGUGGCUCGGCAAGCCAAACAGCACCGCAGGAAGACAACUGGUGGAGCAUCAGAUGGUGGAGGAGCCAGUGCAGUGACCAUUGAUGCGCUGGUGGGUGUUCUUCAGGACCCUGACAGAGGCGUUCCUCGCGCUCUGGAGACCAGACUUCAAGACGUCAAAAUCAGAAGAGAUGUGGGAGCGCUGUUCUCUGGAGCAGGAAUAGUGCAGUGGAUGCUGGACAAUGUGGAGGGAGUGGAGAGUGAGAGAGAUGCCGUUACUCUUGGUCAGCUCCUCCUCGACAGGGGAGCCAUCUUCCACUCUGAGGGCUCCAUGGUGUUUGCAAAUGCUGACAGUCUAUUCUACUACGCCAGAGAGGCUCGACUAGGGAAAAGGCUUCUCUCACCAGAGGAAAUCCAGGCCCUUCUGAGCCACGCCCGGGACUCUGGUGACCACACCCAUCACACCUCCGUCUCCGGCCACACCCACAACACCUCGCAGAGGAAAUCAACAAGUGAGGAUGAGGAGAGGGGUAAUGGAGAAGGAGAAGGAGAAGAAAUCGAGAGUGAAGAAGUUAGAGAACUUGGAUUUGAUCAAAGUUUGGGGGUUCAGAUCUUGUUCAGUGGAGGAAGAAAAGUCUAGAUUCGUCGACGUUUGUCUCCAGAUGUCUGGAGGGUUCGCGUAUGCUCGGGGGAGGGAGGAGUGUCUACAGGACGAUGCCAUGGUUCAAGAGGAAUUUGAAACAGAGCCACUAGUGGACCACAGUGAUCCGUGUGGGGGGGAGGGUGAGGUGCCAACAGACAGCCACACAUCAGUCGAGAGCUGGCUUGCAGAAGCGAAAGGCGAGGAAGAGGAGGAAGGAGAGGAAGAACAAGUCGACGGAGGAAAUCCAAGUACAAGUCUGCAGCAAUCUAUUCCCAACAUUCAUACUUUGGAAAAUUCCCAGGACUAUCCCCACCCACUGCACAUGGCGGUGGCAAUAGGCAAGAGCCCGGGGGUCAUAAAGAACCUGGUCAUGAUGUUUGGAGUAGACCAGACCGACGAUCACGGCAGAACGCCUCUCAUGUUUGCAGCUCUGGGGAAUAAGAGGGCCUCGUGCUCCACUCUGAUAGACUGCGGAGCUGUCCCCGACAAACAGGACGACAGCGGACUCACCGCACUUCACGUCGCCUGUUACCACGGCGCCAAGGAAGCCACGCGUGUGCUCCUCGCCAAGAAGGCUUCCGUCGCUACAACUGACAAAAUGGGUCAUUCUCCGCUGCACUGGUCCAUAGUUCCUGAGAGCACUGCUUGUCUUCAACUUCUAUUGCACUACAUGUGGCCUGUGGGACUGAAGCAAGUUGACUGCAGCGGACUGACAGCCAUGCACUGGGCCAUCUUCUACAACAGACCUCACCACCUCAAACUCCUCCUUAAGAAGUGUUCUGGGAUGGUUGAAGUUGACUCCUCGGGACGAACUCUCCUGACGUAUGCCAUUGAGAGGGAGCCACCCACUCCCCAGUGCAUCACUGUUCUGGUGGAUAUGUGUCCUCAACUACUGACGGAGAGAGACGGCAACCACCGACUGCCGCUCCACCUUGCAAGCAUUGCUGCCUCCCCCGUCCCUCUCUCCCUCCUCCUCACACACCGACCCCCCAAAUCUGGCCCCCCGGAGGUCAACUGUGUGGACUCCUUACUCCGUACCCCACUCCAUUACUCCGCUGCGGGGAACCACCUCAAGAAUACCCAGGUCUUGGUGAGAGCAGGGGCAGACAGAGAUCCAGUGGACAGUGAAGGAAGGACUCCUCUAGACUAUGCCAGUCUACUAGAGGACGGGGAGUCAAUGGUGGCUUUGCUUCAGCAAGCCACACUCACUGACACACCAGCCAACUAUGACAAUCGCCCCCAGACAGCUACUACUACUGCUGCUGCUGCGAGUGCUACUGCCCAUCUUCACAGUUACAGCACCCACUCCCUCCCUCCCCUCAGCUCAUCUGCCCCUGUCAUUCAGCAAACUGAUGAUCCAUCUUCCAGAGUGUGCACUAUCCUAUAAUGCCACCAUUAUACUCUGUCGAAACACAUCACAAGUUUGAUUUACAACC
This is a messenger RNA of Geodia barretti, 4418 nucleotides long. Lineage: Eukaryota; Metazoa; Porifera; Demospongiae; Tetractinellida; Geodiidae. The record is from the annotation of a GenBank genome assembly.